AGAUUGGUUAACUUGAUUAUCGGUUGCAGCCGUUUCACGUCACAUGGUCACUGCAACAUGGCUGCUACCAUAGAGUGUGGAGCUGUUACAAAUACUUCAGAAAACAACAUGUCCCUAAAGAAAGCUCUGUCUGUUGCUUCUCCCCUCAGUCUGCGAAUCGUUGCUGAAUGCCCAGUGACAAAAGCAAGAGCUUGUGAUCUAACACUGCCACACUGCGCCGUCAGCACCCCGGUUUUCAUGCCUGUCGGUACACAAGGGACUAUGAAGGGAAUCACUGUAGAUCAGCUGGAGGGUCUUGGAUGUCAGAUUUGUCUUGGAAACACAUACCACCUGGGCAUGAGACCGGGGCCCGAUUUGAUCGAGAAAGCCAAUGGUUUACAUGGGUUCAUGAACUGGAAGAGAAAUCUUUUAACUGACAGCGGGGGAUUUCAGAUGGUGUCUCUUGUUGAACUCUCGGAGGUUACAGAGCAAGGGGUAAAGUUCAAGUCCCCCUAUGAUGGCAAAGAGAUCCUCCUAAGUCCUGAGAAAUCCAUCAGCAUACAGAACAGUCUGGGGUCAGACAUCAUGAUGCAGCUGGAUGAUGUGGUUAGCAGUACCGUGACAGGACCACGGGUGGAGGAGGCAAUGCACAGAUCCAUUCGCUGGCUGGACCGCUGCAUAGCAGCCAAUAAAAAUCCAGACAAACAGAACCUUUUUGCCAUCAUCCAGGGAGGGCUCAAUGCAAAGCUGCGCAAGGCCUGUCUAGAUGAAAUGACUCAACGUGAUGUUCCCGGUUUUGCCAUUGGAGGCCUGAGUGGAGGAGAGGAGAAGGAUGACUUCUGGCGGAUGGUCACACUGAGCACUGACCACCUGCCACGAGAAAAGCCUCGAUAUCUCAUGGGUGUGGGUUAUGCCGUGGAUUUGGUGGUGUGUGUAGCUCUGGGAUGUGAUAUGUUUGACUGCGUGUUCCCCACCCGCACUGCAAGGUUUGGCUCUGCCUUGGUGCCUUGGGGAUCUCUCCAGGUAAAACAUAAGCAAUAUGCCAAAGACUUCCAGCCCAUAGACCCAGACUGCCAGUGUCCUACCUGCAAGAGACAUAGUCGGGCUUACCUCCAUGCUCUGUUCAAGAGUGACACUUCAGCCAUGCAUCACAUCACAAUCCACAACAUUGCCUACCAGCUCACCCUGAUGCGCUCUGUGAGACAGAGCAUUGUGGAAGGCCGCUUCCCUGAGUUUAUACGGACGUUCAUGAAGCAGAUGUUUCCCUCUCGUGACCGGUACCCCAGCUGGGCUGUGGAGGCUCUCGCCUCCGUCAACGUUACACUGGAAUAGAACUCGGAAGGCAACUGUUGUACUCUAAAUGGGGAUAAAUGUCAAACAGUGACUGAAAGAUUUCAUAUCUUUUAAAUGACUUCUUUUUUGUGGAUGAUUGUUUUCUACUCUUUGUUUAUAUUUGUCUACGCAUUGCCAGUUUUGAAAAUGACUUUUGUUCUGAAGGGAUAAAGCCUGAUUGUCUUUUGCAACAACCUGCUUUACUCAGCCUCUGCAAAUUGUCCUCAGAAUACACAUUAUGAUAAUGUGAGACUGAAUGGGGUUUAAAUGAGGUUUGAAACACAUGAACUAUCUCUUCUGAUAUGCAACGACACUUUUUGUUGUUACCAUGGCUACACAGCUAGGCCCACCCACUUGAAAUGGAUGCCUUCCUGUCAACGUCUUAGUAAUUUUUUGUUCCUGAGUGCAUUACAGAGGUAUUUCAUUUUUUUCAGAGGUACAGUAUUAAUAAAUGUAUAUGUAUUCUGGUGUUUUAACCUACAUCCUAACAGACUAGUAGUUGUCAGCUAACUGCUUGAACAGAUAAAUGAAUCUAGCUACA
Messenger RNA from Siniperca chuatsi (mandarin fish), 1852 nucleotides. RefSeq names its product queuine tRNA-ribosyltransferase 1 (gene qtrt1). Gene Ontology annotation, cellular component: cytosol. The record is from RefSeq and is a predicted model, not a curated record. Gene Ontology annotation, molecular function: tRNA-guanosine(34) queuine transglycosylase activity. Lineage: Eukaryota; Metazoa; Chordata; Actinopteri; Centrarchiformes; Sinipercidae. The coding region runs from base 58 to 1311 and encodes 417 amino acids. The transcript is spliced from 9 exons.